GACGCGGAGCGAUGGCAGCCCUGCUCAGACCCGCCCGCUGGCUCCUCCGUGCCGGGGCGCCCUCGCGCCUGCCGCUCUCCCUGCGCCUCCUCGCGGGUGGCCCGGGCCGGCCCCUCGCCGGGCCCGCAGCCGGAGGGCUACAGAGCCAAGCCAGGCUCUAUGCCAUUGCUGCUGAAAAAAAGAAUUAUCUUCAAGACGAGCACACUUCUCAUAGAAGGAAUGCAAGUCAAUUUGAUUGGGCUGUAAUGAGACUUGAUAAUUCUGUCCGAAGAACUGGUCGCAUCCCAAAGACUCUUCUACAAAAAGUCUUUAAUAACACCUGCAACUCAGGUAGCCCAGGUAGUAAUCAAGCCUUGCUUCUGCUGCGCAGCUGUGGUUCUCUUUUGCCUGAACUAAAGCUGUCAGAGAGAACUGAAUUUGUGCAUAGAAUAUGGGACAAACUUCAGAAAUUGGGUACUGUAUAUGAUGUAAGUCACUAUAAUGCUUUACUUAAAGUCUAUCUUCAAAAUGAACAUAAGUUCUCGCCAACUGACUUCUUGGCACAAAUGGAGUCAGCAAACAUUCAACCAAAUCGAGUGACAUACCAGAGGCUGAUUGCUGCUUAUUGUAAUGUAGGCGAUAUUGAAGGUGCCAGCAAGAUUCUUGGAUUUAUGAAAAGUAAAGAUCUUCCAGUCACUGAGGCAGUAUUCAGUGCCCUUGUUACAGGGCACGCAAGAGCUGGAGAUAUGGAGAAUGCAGAAAAUAUUCUCACAGUGAUGAAAGAGGCCGGCAUUGAGCCUGGUCCGGACACAUACCUGGCAUUAUUGAAUGCGUAUGCUGAGAAGGGUGACAUUGAUCAUGUUAAGCAGAUCCUGGAGAAGGUGGAAAAGUCUGAUCUUUACCUCAUGGACCGUGAUUUAUUACAAAUUAUCUUUAGUUUCAGUAAAGCUGGAUAUCCUCAAUAUGUCUCUGAAAUUUUGGGGAAAAUUACAUAUGAAAGAAGAUAUAUUCCAGAUGCAAUGAACCUCAUUUUGCUUUUAGUCACUGAAAAAUUGGAAGAUACGGCAUUGCAAAUCUUAUUAGCAUGUCCUGUAUCGAGGGAAGACAAUCUAAAUGACUUCGGCAGUUUCUUUUUACGACACUGUGUAACCAUGAACACGCCUGCAGAGAAGCUGAAAGACUACUGUAAGAAGCUGAAGGAAGCCAAGAUGCACUCAUCUCCUUUACAGUUCACACUCUAUUGUGCUUUAGUAGCCAAUAAAACUGAUUUGGCAAAAGAUCUAAUGAAGGCUCUGAGGGAAGAAGGUUUUCCUGUCAGAACUCACUAUUUCUGGCCAAUGCUAGUUGGAUAUCAAAAGGAGAAAAACGCUGAAGGUAUAAUUGAAGUCCUUAAAGUAAUGCAUGAAAUGGGAGUAAAUCCUGAUCAGGAGACGUACAUAAAUUAUGUAUUUCCAUCCUUUGAUAGUAUACAAUCAGUUCGUGCUGUGUUGCAGGAAAAUGGGUGUCUACCUGAAAGUAAUAUAUUUUCUCAAGCCGAAUUGAAAAGUGAAGCAGUAAAUGGAAACUUGGCUUUUAUUUUGUCAUUUUUGGAAUCAAAUACAUUGCCUGUCUCGUUUGCUUCUUUGAGAGGCAGCCUAAUUCUGGGCUUUAGGAGGUCUAUGAAUAUAGAUCUUUGGAGCAAGAUAACAGAACUGUUGUACAAGGAUGGACGGUAUUGCCAGGAGCCUCCAGGACCAACGGAAGCUGUUGGCUAUUUUCUUUAUAACUUGAUUGACAGCAUGAGUGACUCAGAGGUACAGGCCAAGGAGGAGCGUUUGAGACAAUACUUCCAUCAGCUGAAGGAGAUGAAUAUAAAAAUUCCUGAAAAUAUCUACAGAGGCAUUCGUAAUCUACUGGAUAGCUAUCAUGUUCCUGAGCUGAUUAAGGAUGUUAAUAUGUUGGUUGAAAGAGAGAAGACAGACUCCCGAAAACAGCUUUCAUCAUCUGAUUUGGAGUCUACACUUCAAAAACUAAAAGCUGAAAAUCAACCUAUAGGAGAUGUCCUAAAGCAACUCAUAUUACUGCUUUGUUCAGAUGAGAAUAUGCAGAAAGCUCUUGAAGUGAAAGCAAAAUAUGAAUCAGAAAUGACUAUCGGUGGUUAUGCAGCUUUAAUAAAUUUAUGCUGUCGACACGAUAAUGCAGAAGAUGCAUUGAACCUGAAACAAGAACUUGACCGUUUAGAUUCAUCUGCUGUCCUUGACACCAGCAAGUAUGUAGGCCUUGUAAAAGUAUUGGGAAAGCAUGGCAAGCUCCAAGAUGCUAUUAACAUUCUAAAGGAGAUGAAAGAGAAGGAUGUUCUUAUCAAAGAUGCAACAGUCUUGUCCUUUUUCCACAUCCUGAAUGGUGCAGCUUUAAGAGGUGAAACUGAAGCAGUAAAACAGUUGCAUGAAGCCAUCAUGACUCUGGGGUUAGCAAAACCAUCUGCCUCCUUAAGUUCCCCCUUGGUCACUCUAUAUCUGGAAAAGGAUGACUUACCUGCUGCUCUUGAAGUCUCUAUUGACUGCUAUCAAAGGUAUAAAGUAUUACCAAGGAUUCAUGAUGUCUUAUGUAAACUGGUAGAGAAAGGAGAGACUGAUCUAAUUCAGAAAGCAAUGGACUUCGUGAGCCAAGAACAAGGUGAAAUGACAAUGCUCUAUGAUCUGUUUUUUGCCUUUCUACAAACAGGAAAUUACAAAGAGGCCAAGAAGAUCAUUGAGACUCCAGGUAUUAGAGCUCGACCUACAAGACUUCAGUGGUUUUGUGAUCGAUGUAUUUCAAAUAAUCAGGUUGAAACUCUAGAAAAAUUAGUGGAACUGACACAAAAGCUGUUUGAAUGUGAUAGAGACCAGCUGUACUAUAGUCUACUAAAACUAUAUAAAAUAAAUGGUGACUGGCAAAAAGCUGAUGCUGUCUGGAAUAAAAUGCAAGAAGAAAAUAUUAUUCCUCAUACGAAGACAUUAAGAUUAUUAGCAGAAAUCCUUAGAAACAGUAAUCAGGAAGUUCCUUUUGAUGUACCAGAGUUGUGGUAUGAAGAUGAAAAGAAGCCCCUGAAUUCUUCAUCAUCCGUACCCGUAGAAGCCAUUUUUCAGAAAGACCUAUUAAAAGCCUGCCAACAGAAGAAGAGCAAAGAUGCAUAUAAUAUUUUCCAGAAAGCACAAAAGCAAAACAUUGUGUUUAACAGUGACACUUACAUCAGUCUUAUAAAAUUACUGUUGUACAAGAGUAUACUUCCAGAAGCAAUGGAGGUGAAAGUUUUCGCUGAGACCCACAUCAAGGGCUUCACACUGAACGAUGCUGCCAACAGCCUCCUCAUCAUAACGCAAGUUAGGCGGGAUUAUUUGAAAGAGGCUCUAACAACGCUAAAAACAACCUUUAGUUUGGGGCAGACACCCUCUAACCUCGCAGUGACCCGCCUUAUUCAGGCAUGUGCCUUGAAGGGUGAUUUGGAAAGCAUACAGGAGAUUCAGAAGAUGGUAAAUGGACUCGAAGAUUCGAUCGGACUUUCAAAUAUGGUUUUCAUCAAUAACAUUGCUUUAGCACAAAUAAAAAACAAUAACAUAGAUGUCGCAAUAGAAAACAUUGAAAAUAUGCUUACUUCGGGAAAUAAAACAAUGGAUCCUCAGUACUUUGGCUUGGCGUACUUAUUCAGAAAAUUAAUAGAGGAGCAGUUGGAACCAGCAGUCGAAAAGAUAAGCAUCAUGGCAGAGAGAUUGGCCAAUCAGUUUGCAGUUUACAAACCUGUCACCGAUCUUUUCCUUCAGCUUGUGGAGUCAGGCAAGGUGGAUGACGCCAGAGCUCUCCUACAGAGAUGUGGUGCCAUUGCCGAACAAACCCCAAUUUUCUUGGUGUUCUGUGUUAGGAGUUCUCGGCGAACAGGAAAGGCACAAACUCUGAAAUCUUUGAUAGAGUUGAUUCCUGAAUUAAUUGAAAAGGAAGAAGCCUACACUUCCAUCAUGAAAAGCUAUGCCUUGGACAAAGAUGUUGCGUCCGCUAAACUGCUGUAUGAACAUUUGACUGCGAAGAAUAUAAAAUUAAAUGAUUUAUUUCUAAAGCGUUAUGCAGUACUGAUGAAGAAUUUUGGAGAGUCUGUCCCUUUCACUGAACCCCCUGAAAGUUUUGAAUAUUAUGUGAAGCAGCUAAAGGAAGCAAAGGAAAAUCUAUAAAACAGGCUGGCACUAUUUUAUUUUGUAUAUGUUUGUGAUUCUGUCUACAAUGUUAUUUUUUAAAUGUGAGAGGAAAAUAAAUAAAUGAAAAGUUACUUUGUUUUUGUACUUUUCUUUAUUCCCAGUACAUGAUAUGUUUAGCAUUUCAUUGACAGUAACUCUACACUUAGUCAUUAGACUUUUCUGGCUUUUGCCUACAAUAUAAGUCUACAACACUUUCUUUGAGGCUUCUGAUGUAUGUAGCCAUAAUUUUUGAGGUUUUUUUAACCCCAGCUGAUUCGUAUGGUCCCCCUGCUCUAUUUCAUUGAAAUGUUGUUCCUUUAUUUAAGAUUUUCUUGUUAAUAUCAUCGAAGCUGAAAAAAUUUGGAGCUAGACACAAUGAUGAUCAAUGAGCUUUCUCUUGCUUACUAGCCUGCAACAUGACAAUAAUUUACAUGUGUGAAACCCUGCAUAAUUUUCUAAUUUUGUAAAAUGUUGCCCUUCAAAGCAUCUUGGGAGUCAUCAAAUCCAGUGCUCUUUGUUUUCCAUUGAAAAGCAAGCCUGAGGUGACUGUUGCUUGUCCUUGGUCAGGGUGCUCUGCUGGUACCUGAGGUCUCCUCACCAGCCUUGCCUUUCUACCAUAGUGGCUUCCAUGAGCCUCUGUUCAUGGAAGUCUCCAUUGCUGACUCUUUGCAUUUUCAUUAAAUAGAGCAGUGCCUGUGCUCUCUCUCAUUUUGGUUUCAGGUCUUUGUCUAUUCCCUACACUGGGCUUGUUACUUUAUAUAGUCAUAUCCUAUCACUGUCUUAUUUCACAUAUAAGGGAGUGAAAUCUUGUUUUGUAUUCAAUUUUAUCAAAUAAAAAUUACCGCAGAAUUGGCUCUCAUGCCUGUUAAUAUCUACAUUUCAAGUAGUUGCUUAGAAAGAAUUUAAAAUGGGUAGUCAGGACAGUUUACCAGUGCAAAAGUAUCUUAGGAAUAUUGACCUUUUAGGGAUAGGUAAUUAAUUACAAAAAAUUCAUUAUUAAAAGUUGAAGAUGUUUUAUUUGAGAGUUAUUCCCAUUUUGGUGUGUUGUGUCCAUUUGAAUUCGGAGACGACCUACCGUUUUGGUUUCAGUGACCAUUUGCUUGGUUCCCUCUGUGUGCUCGAGGGAAGAUGUGGCACCUCACGCUCUAACCCAUGUCCUGUAGGACCAGCCAUCCUACAUCUGCAGCCUGAGAUGGCAUGAGAGGGGGCUUUUCUUCAUCUCUGUUUUGUAGAAUUAGACCUUAGGAAUUGGGGCUCAGCCCAUUCUAGAGGACUUCGUGAAGUUUCCAUUUGUGCUGUGGUAUGAUACUGAUGAGAUGACUGACAGUACAGCCACAUCUGUAUGAAGUGACUCCAAGCCAUCCUUCUAUAUUGACUAGCAAAGUGUGGGUAUAAUACAGAGGAAAUAGGUAAAAACCCCUCAUGUAGCGCUCUUAAGCAGCAGUAUGGGGCCAUUAGGUAUAUGACAUGUAUUAACAACUAUCGAGUCAUGUAUCUUUAUCACUGCAGUAGCUCUCUUUUAAGUAUAAAUAUUUAACAUGUAAUAAUUGUAUAUUUAGGUGGGCUUAUGAAUGCUUUUAUCUAAUAGCUAAAUAGAAAUACAGUGUAAACAAUCAUAGCGUUCAAAUGUAUUUUAGAUCCAAAUUAUAAGCAAUUAAUUUUAAAAUGUAAAUGUUACUAUAAACUUCAGGAAAUUUGGUGUUGUGUAUAUAUAAUUGCAAGCUCAUGUAUUUGUACUUAAUAAUUUUA
Molecule: messenger RNA, 5912 nt
Organism: Talpa occidentalis (Iberian mole)
Lineage: Eukaryota; Metazoa; Chordata; Mammalia; Eulipotyphla; Talpidae
Gene: LRPPRC
Product: leucine rich pentatricopeptide repeat containing
Exons: 38
Coding region: 12-4160 (1382 amino acids)
Molecular function (GO): protein binding
Source: RefSeq, a predicted model, not a curated record